Molecule: messenger RNA, 951 nt
Organism: Trichogramma pretiosum
Lineage: Eukaryota; Metazoa; Arthropoda; Insecta; Hymenoptera; Trichogrammatidae
Gene: Mpc1
Product: mitochondrial pyruvate carrier 1
Exons: 3
Coding region: 271-591 (106 amino acids)
Biological process (GO): pyruvate import into mitochondria
Cellular component (GO): mitochondrial inner membrane
Source: RefSeq, a predicted model, not a curated record
UAGUGUUUUAGUAUCAAACUCGCGCAAGCGCAUUCGCUACACGUGAUAUUGCAUUGCUGGCAGACGACGUUUCGACUCAGCCCGUUGACUCUCUUGGCCUUUUUGAUUAUAUACACAACACAUCACUAUUACAUUGUGUCUCUCUCAUAAUUAACGUUGGAGUUCGGGAAACCAAAGCUUAGCAUAAGAAUUGAGAGAGGCCUGGGCCCGCUAAAUAAGACACGUUUUACCAACUCGAACGACAGCCAUUGAGUCGAAUAAAUUGCCAAAAUGAAUCGCAUCAAGAAGCUAUUCGCCAGCAAAGAAACUCGUGAUUAUUUCAUGAGCACACAUUUUUGGGGACCAGCAGCAAAUUGGUUAAUACCCAUAGCAGCUAUAGCUGAUAUUAAAAGAGAUCCCAAAUAUAUCAGUGGAAAAAUGACCUUUGCUCUGUGCCUAUAUUCACUGUGUUUCAUGAGAUUCGCAUGGAAGGUUCAACCACGUAACUUGCUGUUACUAGGCUGCCACUUUACAAACGAAGGUGCACAAUUAACUCAGUACUACAGAUUUUUAGAAUAUAAUUAUUGGACCAAGAAGGACGAACAAAAAUAAAGUGCAAUAUCAAAAAUAUCAUUUAUUCUAUGCACGGUUAACUGCCUAGAAACACUGAAAAUCAUACAAGACUCUCAGAAGAUGAGUUAAAAUACAGUAGAAACUUUCUUGUUUGUACUAUUGUUCAAGUUUUCAAGAUACCUUAGUACUUUUAAAGACUGUUAGUAGAUGAAAAAAAUUAUUUGUUUUAAAAUUGUGAUCUGUAAAUAAAUUAUAAUAGGAAAUCUAAUGAAAUGAACUUUUAUAGGUAUAUGUUGCAUAUUUAAAACAAAGAUUUGAUUUCUGUUAAGUAAAUUGCUUAUAUUGGUUGAUAUUUCUUUAUGCCAAAUGAACAAAUAAAUAUUUGUUUUACAAAUGAAA